Molecule: messenger RNA, 1839 nt
Organism: Salvia splendens (bonfire salvia)
Lineage: Eukaryota; Viridiplantae; Streptophyta; Magnoliopsida; Lamiales; Lamiaceae
Product: probable beta-1,4-xylosyltransferase IRX10
Exons: 5
Coding region: 186-1433 (415 amino acids)
Biological process (GO): glucuronoxylan biosynthetic process; plant-type secondary cell wall biogenesis
Molecular function (GO): glycosyltransferase activity
Source: RefSeq, a predicted model, not a curated record
AAAGCAAAUGCAGCUGUCAUUCGCCAUUGAAGCACAUCACGCAACAAUCAGAAUUCAUGUACCAUAUACACUUUUAAAAAAAUGUGCAGUAUUUUCAUUCAAUUUCUGAUUAUUUUUUCCUCCUUAGUGCUGUCUUAAAUGGCAAGAAAAGCAAAGACACCGAAGAAGUUUCCGCAAGAUGUGAGAUGGAGUUUUCGAUGUGGGGUUGUCUGCUUCUCGCUCUGUUCACGGCCAGCAUCGGCGUCGAGGGGAUUGAUCGCCGCGGCGCGCGUACGGAGAGAAUUUCAGGAAGUGCUGGUGAUGUUCUUGAUGAUAACCCUGUGGGAAAGUUGAAAGUUUACGUUUACGAGCUUCCAAGCAAAUACAACAAGAAGAUCCUGCAUAAAGAUCCGCGAUGUCUCACGCACAUGUUUGCUGCUGAGAUAUUUAUGCACCAGUUUCUCUUAACCAGUGCUGUUCGAACUCUGAAUCCGAAUGAAGCAGAUUGGUUCUACACACCUGUUUACUCAACUUGUGACCUGGCACCCAAUGGAUUGCCACUGCCUUUCAAAUCUCCAAGAAUGAUGAGGAGUGCGAUACAGCUCAUCUCGGCUAGAUGGCCUUACUGGAAUCGAACUGAAGGAGCUGAUCAUUUCUUUCUUGUUCCCCAUGAUUUUGGUGCCUGCUUCCAUUAUCAAGAAGAGAAAGCUAUAAAGAGGGGGAUCCUUCCAUUACUUCAACGUUCUACCUUGGUUCAAACUUUUGGACAACAAAACCAUGUCUGCUUAAAUGAUGGUUCGAUAACUAUACCUCCAUAUGCGCCUCCAGAGAAAAUUAUGUCCCACUUGAUUCCCCCCGACACGCCAAGAUCCAUCUUCGUCUAUUUCCGUGGUUUGUUUUAUGAUGUAAACAACGACCCUGAAGGUGGUUACUACGCUAGAGGUGCCCGGGCGUCCAUGUGGGAGAACUUCAAGAACAAUCCACUGUUCGACAUCUCCACAGACCACCCAACCACAUACUACGAAGACAUGCAGCGGGCCGUAUUCUGUUUAUGCCCUCUGGGUUGGGCUCCGUGGAGCCCCAGACUCGUGGAAGCUGUGAUCUUUGGUUGCAUUCCGGUGAUCAUAGCAGACGACAUCGUGCUGCCAUUUGCAGAUGCUAUUCCAUGGGAGGAAAUAGGCGUGUUUGUAGCAGAGAAGGACGUCCCCUACUUGGACACUAUCCUCACAUCUAUCCCAGUUGAUGUGAUUCUACGGAAGCAGAGGCUACUUGCUAAUCCUUCCAUGAAACAGGCGAUGUUGUUCCCUCAGCCAGCACAAUCAGGGGAUGCUUUCCACCAAAUCUUAAACGGGCUGGCCCGGAAGCUGCCUCACGACAAGAGAAUAUACUUGAAGCCUGGGGAGAAGGUUUUGAACUGGACUGCAGGACCAGUUGGGGACCACAAGCCUUGGUGAAGAUGCGAUCGAGUUUCUUGCCCGCCCAGAAAGUAAUGGUCUGUCAAGUUCCUAAUUUUUGUUUAUGGUUUACUCUGUGUACGAUUGCUGGAGGAAUCGCUAAUUUUUGUGUAUAUUGAGUUGAAAAAUCUAACUUUUAAGAGGGUGGUAGAAUUUGGUGGGAUUCUUGAAUGAGAUCCAAUUCGUUGGAUCAUAAGAAGUGGGAUUUAUCCUAUUUGGAGGCAGGGCGUUUGCCUAAGCGUUCUCCCAAUAGCUCAGGAGUUCAUCUUAGAAAAUACUCCUAAGAAAUUUAUAACUUAGAUAAUCGUAAUUAGCAUAUUCUCAAUUAUUUUUUUUCUUUUGUAUUCAGGAUUACACUGUAAAUGGAAGUAAAAUAAAUAAAAUUUUGAAUAUUUCCAGCCGAAAA